Messenger RNA from Ilex paraguariensis (yerba mate), 436 nucleotides. NCBI's taxonomy places the organism in Eukaryota, Viridiplantae, Streptophyta, Magnoliopsida, Aquifoliales, Aquifoliaceae. The record is from the annotation of a GenBank genome assembly.
AUGUUCUCUCAAGGCCGACAUAACGAUCAGAACUAUGUGUUCGCCCUUUUGACUGGCUACCGUGAUCCUCUCACUGGUGUUUCGAUUCGAGGAGGGUUGUACAAUAAUCCUUACUUUCUUGGUGGAGCAAUUGCUAUGCCUAAAAUGCUCAAUGAUGGUGUUGUUGAGUAUGAAGAUGGUACCCCAACAACGGAGUCACAGAUGGCAAAAGAUGUUACGGAGUUUAUUUCAUGGGCUAUUGAGCCAGAAAUGGAAGAGAGAAAACUGAUGGGAUUCAAAUGGAUUUUGCUACUGUCUCUGGCACUUCUCCAAGUAGUUUACUACAGACGCUUGAGAUGGUCAUUUGUUAUUUCCCGUGACAUGGUGUUUGAUGAAGUUUCAUCACCUCAAAUUGAUAUCGAUAGAGGCACAAUUAAUCUUUCACCUUUCCCUGAUG